UACCUAUAUAUAACGAUGAUAGAGUUUUCAAAAAUAUUUUAUUUCUCCAUUAUUUUUGCAGAGGAAGACUUAGAGGGCAAAACAGAGGAAGAAAUCGAAAUGAUGAAGUUAAUGGGAUUUGCCUCUUUUGACUCCACAAAAGGGAAAAAGGUGGAUGGCUCUGUAAAUGCCUAUGCCAUAAAUGUGUCUCAGAAGAGGAAGUACAGGCAGUAUAUGAAUCGAAAAGGCGGAUUCAACAGACCUUUGGAUUUCAUUGCAUGAGAACUAAAAUGUUAAAGAAUGGUUUUUUUUUCCUCAUCUUGCUCAGAAGAGUGGAUUUUGUAUUUCGUAUUUAAUAUUCAUAAAAAAACAUGAUCACAGUCUUUACUCCCUGUAAAAGUAAGAAAAUGUUAUUUAUGAUGUGUGCAUUUCACUUACCCUGACUCAAAAAAAGAAAGGUUAAUAUUUUUUCCUUUUAGGAAAUGUCAUUUGGGGCAAUCAUCAACCCCAGUUUUUUGUUUUUAUUGUUGUGGAAGCUGUGUAUGUUUUCUUCUUGGAUGCUCGUUAGGACUUUUGAAAACAUAUAAAAGUAAUUUGGAUGUAAGUUUCUCAAAUAAAGCAAUAUUUCUACCCUUUUGUAUUUGAUAAAUAUUUUUAUUACUAAAUAAAAUUAUCCCCCUACACAUUUUCUUUUUUCCUACAUAGAUUUAUAUUUCAUUAGUAAUUUAAAAAUAACUAGAUUUUUGUAUCUUCUGUGGUUCUUGCCCCAACUAUUUACCCCAUUUUUUACCUUUCCCCCAGUUAUUAUUUCCCUCAUUUAUUUUUUCCCCUUUUCAAAAGCAGUACAUGCUUAUUAUAUAAAAACUUAGAAGAAAUCAAAAACUAAACAGAAAGGCAAAAAUCGCCUAUAAUCUACCCCCAGAAAAAUCAAUAUUUUGGUAUAUGUCUUUCCAGCCUCUAUGGUGUAUAUUUAUUGACACCACCCAUGGUAGUGGAAUUUAUAUGCUGUUCUCUUGCUAAUCUUUUUUCUCCCAUGUACUGUGAACAUUUUUUAAUAUUCUUAGAUGUUCUUUAGAAACUUUUAGUAUCUACUUGGUUGUAUAAUAAUUUAUUAACUAAUCUUUUAUUAGUAAACAUUGGCUUCCCUCCCAUGACUUGCUGUUUUAAUUAAAACUGAGUAGUAUCCCUGUUACAUAUA
Molecule: messenger RNA, 1177 nt
Organism: Herpailurus yagouaroundi (jaguarundi)
Lineage: Eukaryota; Metazoa; Chordata; Mammalia; Carnivora; Felidae
Gene: SNRNP27
Product: small nuclear ribonucleoprotein U4/U6.U5 subunit 27
Exons: 3
Coding region: 16-261 (81 amino acids)
Biological process (GO): RNA splicing
Cellular component (GO): precatalytic spliceosome
Source: RefSeq, a predicted model, not a curated record